This is a messenger RNA of Cajanus cajan (pigeon pea), 618 nucleotides long. The record is from RefSeq and is a predicted model, not a curated record. Lineage: Eukaryota; Viridiplantae; Streptophyta; Magnoliopsida; Fabales; Fabaceae.
AUGAUCCAAGAGUAUGACAUAGGAGUUCUUUGUCUCUUAGAAACUCAUAUCAGCGGUGACCGAGCACUUGGAGUGGCUCGUCGGAUUUCAUUAGAUAAAUCCUUUAUGAUGCAUGCUAAUGGACAAGUUGGCGGGAUAUGGUGCAUGUUGAACUCUCAACUUUGGCAACUUGAAGUGAUGGAACAUUCUUCUCAAUAUAUCCAUCUUAAGAUCCUUAAAGGAGCGUUAUCGUGGUUCUGCAUCUUUGUCUAUGCGAGCCCCCGAACCCAAGGCCGUGUGGCUCUUUGGGGCGAUCUUCGUCGAUUGGCUGGUCAAAUCAAUGGUCCUUGGCACUUAAUGGGAGAGUUUAAUGCUGUCUUGAGGCAACACGAGAGAGUUGGAGGGUCUGUAAAUGCUUGUAUUCGAGGAGAUAAUGCAUUUAAAGAUUUUGUCAACCGCUAUCAUCUGAUGGAUUUAGGUUAUACUGGAGCUCCAUUUACAUGGCACAGGGGAAAUGUUUUUGAACGUUUAGACAGAUCACUUGCUUCCUAUGAAUGGCGCAUCCUGUUCCCAAAUGCAGCUCUUAAUCAUCUAAAUCCUUUGAAGUCUGAUCACGCACCUAUUCUUCUUAGACUCUAG